UGAACAACUUGUUCGCUCUCAGCAAUUGAGAAGCGAAAUUCUCAAUCGUUUUAAUUUUUAAUUAAUCCAACAAAACGGUGAUCAUCUCUGUUAACACAAGGCCUGCCGGAGAGAAUCUCACCGGCAAUUGGGUAGUUUUCCGAUGGCCGGAGGGAGCAAAGGAAGGUCCUUGGAGCAAACUCCGACAUGGGCCGUCGCAGUUGUUUGCUUUGUUCUUGUUGCAAUCUCUAUCUUCAUAGAACACAUCAUCCAUCUCAUUGGCCAGUGGUUAAAGAAGAAACACAAGAGAGCUCUAUAUGAAUCAUUGGAGAAGAUCAAAUCAGAGCUUAUGUUGCUUGGAUUUAUUUCUCUGCUGCUAACGGUAGGGCAAAGUGUCAUCUCCAAUAUCUGUAUACCUGCAAGUGUGGGAGCCACGUGGCACCCAUGCGGAAAGAAGCAGGAAACAGCCCUAGAUGGUGAAGAUGAGUCCGAACACCGGCGCCGCCUUCUCUCCGUGACUUCUCGCCGGUUGCUUGCGGCGGGGGCGACCGACAAAUGCGCAGCCAAGGGAAAGGUAGCUUUUGUGUCGUCAGAUGGGAUUCAUCAGCUCCACAUAUUCAUCUUUGUUUUGGCUGUCUUUCACGUAAUUUACUGUGUCGCCACCCUUGCUUUGGGCAGAGCAAAGAUGCGUAGUUGGAAGGCAUGGGAGAAAGAGACGCAGACAGCCGAGUAUCAAUUUUCACACGACCCAGAAAGAUUUCGAUUUGCAAGAGAGACGUCAUUCGGAAGAAGACAUUUAAGCUUUUGGACAAAUACACCAAUACUCAUGUGGAUUGUGUGUUUCUUCAGGCAAUUUGUGAGAUCCGUCCCUAAGGUUGAUUACUUGACCUUGAGACACGGAUUUAUAAUGGCACACUUGGGACCAGAAAGCCAUGCCAAAUUUGAUUUUCAAAAGUACAUUAACAGAUCACUAGAACAAGAUUUCAAGGUUGUCGUGGGCAUUAGUCCACCAAUCUGGUUCUUGGCGGUGCUUUUCUUGCUAUUCAACACACAUGGGUGGUAUUCAUACUUGUGGUUGCCGUUCAUCCCCUUAAUUGUGAUCCUUUUGGUGGGAACGAAGCUGCAGGUGAUUAUAACCAAGAUGGGUCUAAGGAUUGAGGAAAGAGGCGAAGUGGUUAAAGGAGUGCCCGUAGUCCAACCGGGUGACCACCUUUUUUGGUUCAACCACCCCCGUCUCAUUUUAUAUCUCAUCAACUUUGUCCUCUUUCAGAAUGCGUUUCAAGUAGCUUUCUUUGCCUGGACUUGGUAUGAAUUUGGGCUCAAGUCUUGCUUCCACGAGCAUAUAGAGGACAUAGUGAUAAGAAUCUCCAUGGGAGUUCUCAUUCAAAUUCUAUGCAGUUAUGUCACACUACCUCUCUAUGCCCUUGUCACUCAGAUGGGGUCUACAAUGAAGCCAACAAUAUUCAAUGAUAGAGUGGCAACUGCCCUGAGAAACUGGCACCAUACAGCCAAGAAACAAAUUAAACAAAACAAACAAUCUGGUUCGGUCACACCAAUGACUAGCCGCCCAGGGACACCUCUCCACGGCAUGUCCCCUGUUCACCUCCUUCGCAACUAUCGAUACGAGACAGACAGCCUCCACACCUCACCUAGGAAAUCAAACGUUGAUCAAUGGGAUACUGACGGCUCCAUUUCCCCUUCCCCAGCCCACAACCAUGGUACUAGUAAUGAGGGUUCUUCAUCACAGUACCGCCGCCAGCAACACCGUAUAGAGAUGGCAAGUAUUGAGCAGCAAGACAUUAGAUAUGAUCAUGAUCAUGAGCCAACGGGAUCCAGCCAGGUGACAACUAAUCUCCCUCGUUUGGAAGGGGAACAACAUGAGAUUCAAAUGGGAACUGAUGGGCAAAAGGAUUUUUCCUUUGAGAGAAAAUCUGGCGUAUGAAUAUCAUACUAGCUAGCUAUCUAUGACAGCAGAAGAAGAGAGAUAUCAAACGCAGAUCAAUUAGAAGACUGGACAGAAGAGGAAGAUCGAAGUUUUAUCUUGUCUUCGUGUAUAUAAUAUAAUAUACAUGGGACGAUAUCUCUCCCUGUUUUUUCCUUUCUAUUUCUUCAAUUGUUUCUGUUUUAUUAGGUUAUUAGUAGGUUAUGCAAAUUAAUUAUAUUUUAAUAAUCUUUUAUACGAA
Molecule: messenger RNA, 2162 nt
Organism: Impatiens glandulifera
Lineage: Eukaryota; Viridiplantae; Streptophyta; Magnoliopsida; Ericales; Balsaminaceae
Product: MLO-like protein 6
Exons: 15
Coding region: 143-1921 (592 amino acids)
Biological process (GO): defense response
Cellular component (GO): membrane
Source: RefSeq, a predicted model, not a curated record